AUGACAUCUCAUAGAAGUGGUUCCAACACCUCUGGGAUUUCAGAGUUCCUCUUGAAUUGUUUUGUAAGGUCCCCACGCUGGCAGCUCUGGCUGUCCCUGCCCCUAAGCCUCCUCUUCCUCCUGGCCAUGGGGGCCAAUGCGAUUCUCCUCAUCACCAUCCGGCUGGAGGCCUCUCUUCAUCAACCCAUGUAUUAUCUACUCAGCCUCCUCUCCCUGCUGGACAUUGUGCUCUGUCUCACUGUCAUCCCCAAGGUCCUGGUCAUCUUCUGGUUUGACCUCAGAUCAAUCAGCUUUGUUGCUUGCUUCCUCCAGAUGUACAUCAUGAAUUGCUUUCUGGGUAUGGAGUCCUGCACAUUCAUGAUCAUGGCCUAUGACCGCUAUGUUGCCAUCUGCCACCCACUGCGGUACCCAUCGAUCAUCACUGACCAAUUUGUGAUCAAGGCUGCCAUUUUUGUUUUGGCCAGAAAUGCCAUUAUUACUGUAUCUGUUCCUAUACUCUCUGCUCGACUCCAUUAUUGUGGGAGAAAUGUCAUUGAGAAUUGCAUUUGCGCCAACAUGUCUGUUUCAAGGCUCUCCUGUGAUGAUGUCACCAUCAAUCGCCUCCUUCAAUUUGUUGGUGGUUGGACUCUGCUGGGAUCGGACCUCAUCCUUAUCUUCCUCUCCUACACGCUCAUACUUCGAGCUGUGCUGAGACUCAAGGCAGAGGCAGCUGUGGCCAAAGCCCUAAGCACAUGUGGCUCCCACUUCAUCCUCAUCCUCUUCUUCAGCACCAUCCUCCUGGUCUUUGUCCUCACUCACGUGGCUAAAAAGAAAGUCUCCCCCGAUGUGCCAAUCUUGCUCAAUGUCCUCCAUCAUGUCAUCCCUGCAGCCCUCAACCCCAUUGUUUAUGGGGUGCGCACCCAAGAGAUCAAGCAAGGAAUUAAAAAAUUACUGAAGAAAGGGUCGUAA
Echinops telfairi (small Madagascar hedgehog) is the source of this 948-nucleotide messenger RNA. Its product is annotated as olfactory receptor 56A3-like. NCBI's taxonomy places the organism in Eukaryota, Metazoa, Chordata, Mammalia, Afrosoricida, Tenrecidae. The coding region runs from base 1 to 948 and encodes 315 amino acids. The record is from RefSeq and is a predicted model, not a curated record. Gene Ontology annotation, molecular function: olfactory receptor activity; G protein-coupled receptor activity. Gene Ontology annotation, cellular component: membrane. The transcript has a single exon. Gene Ontology annotation, biological process: G protein-coupled receptor signaling pathway.